Molecule: messenger RNA, 1392 nt
Organism: Ogataea polymorpha
Lineage: Eukaryota; Fungi; Ascomycota; Pichiomycetes; Pichiales; Pichiaceae
Exons: 1
Coding region: 1-1392 (463 amino acids)
Source: RefSeq, a predicted model, not a curated record
AUGGCCAUGAAGGAAGCAUCAAGCUCUUCCUCAGGUUUAGCUACACCAGAGAGCCACACACCGCACAACAAUGGCAGCACCAAUAACGUUUCAGACAUCCUAACCCCCCAGGAAUUUUCCUCUGAUGAUUCUUGGUCCAUUGUGACUGGCAGCGACUCGCAAUCGGUCGCUUAUGAUGAUGUUGUAUCCAGCGAUGAUGGAGGGCGGGAAGAACCUAACAAGGAAGUUCGAGCUUCGGUGUCGACGCUCAAAAACGAACUUAGCGGAUCUCACUUCUCUGUUCCUCGAAUUGAACUAGAGAAGGGGUCAGAAGAAGAAGUUGAAGCCCGAGGCACAACUGAUGAGUCAUUCACUACAUUUGCCGACCAUACUAAAGCUUUGAAGCGGGAUAAACUGAAAUCGUGGCAAUGUAUUGCCGCACUAGGACUUGCCCUGACCAUGUUGGUUGGAGGAACGGUAUUCAGAACCAAGGACAUAGAUUGCUCUGCUGUGUCUGAGAAUAUGAGGAUGACACUACAGGAUUGUCUAGUGAAGGGUCUAGAUACCAAAAUGGGGUGCUUAAAGCAGUACUUCGAAGAUCGCAAACCAUAUGAAACUCGCUGCUCGUUUCAGGACCAGGACUUGAUAACUUUCGAUAACCGUCUCAAAUUUGGAAGGGAGUUGUUUGGCGAAGGCACACUGGCCGAUGCUUAUAGUGGGCUUCUAUGGAUUAAGGAACAAAGACGUGAAUUGGGCUACAAGGGACUAGAGUGGUCUCGCAGGUUCGGGAGCGCUAUGAAGGAGAACUUAUCGACAAGCAUGAAGAUAUUCGAUCGUGCUAAGGAGCUUUCCAUCGAGAAGGUUGCGGGAACAAAUUUAGUAUCUCAUCGAAUGGCUAAGAAAUGGGGUUCCUGCAUUCGGGAAGGGUUCCAAUUUGCGGAUGAUCUUUUUUUGCAGGCUCGGCUUUGGACGGGCGAUGCGGUGUUGGCUCUUGCAAAAGACGGGAAGCAUGCAAUUCAACGCGGCGAUAAACUUUUAGAGGAAUUUUUGACUAAAUUGAAAGACGUUACCUCAAAGUUGCCUCAAAGUUACUCUCAUAUCCCAAAAAACCUCUCUUGGCUAUUGGAAACCAAAACUUUUGCUGAACAGAAACUACUUGCAAUCGGACGGAGGUCUUUGAAGAAUUCUACUCGUGCGCUCAAAUAUAUUCGCCAGCGAUUGCCUCUAAUUCGCAGGAAAUGGGUCUCCUUCACUUGCAGCCUAUACAGAGAAUCCCGCUUCCUUUUAAGGAAUUUGGGCACACGCUUACACACGCAGUUUAGGCUGUCAGCCCAUGGAGUCAGAGAAUUAAACUCGAUAUUACACGAUAAAUUUUUACAAUGGUACGAUAGUUUUGAAAUACCCUGGUUUUAG